Raphanus sativus (radish) is the source of this 1257-nucleotide messenger RNA. Its product is annotated as vesicle-associated protein 2-1. The transcript is spliced from 8 exons. NCBI's taxonomy places the organism in Eukaryota, Viridiplantae, Streptophyta, Magnoliopsida, Brassicales, Brassicaceae. Gene Ontology annotation, biological process: endoplasmic reticulum membrane organization. Bases 339 to 995 code for a protein of 218 amino acids. The record is from RefSeq and is a predicted model, not a curated record. Gene Ontology annotation, cellular component: plasma membrane; endoplasmic reticulum membrane.
AACACGUGUCACAUUUUCCUUUCCCUCCUCUCUCUCUCUCCCGUACUUCCCGGAGACGACGCCGGAGGAACUCUGCUUCGACUUCACGUGGCCGUUCCACGAAGACGCUCAUCUCUCUCCUCUCUAGAAAAGUUCCUUUGCCUUGGUGACCACAAAUCGAAGGUGUAAUUUGGUAAUGGUGGAGAGCGAUUUGCGGGGGGAAAGAGAAAAGAGAGUUAAGCACCUUCUUCGUUGGACCCCCCUGACUCUUGUUCCUUUCCUGCAGGGGUUUGGAUUUGGACGUGGUGUACAGGUUUGAAGAAUUGGUAGAGAUUGAUUCUUGUUGAAAUUCUGUUGCAAUGUCUGGCGUUGGCGAGAAUCAGCUUAUCUCCAUUGUACCUGAUGAACUCAAAUUUCUUUUUGAACUUGAGAAGCAAAGCUACUGUGAUCUUAAAGUUGCCAAUAAAACUGAGAACUAUGUUGCUUUCAAGGUGAAAACAACAUCUCCAAAAAAGUAUUUUGUAAGACCCAACACUGGUGUCAUUCAGCCCUGGGACUCCUGCAUCAUUAGAGUUACCCUACAAGCGCAACGGGAGUAUCCUCCAGAUAUGCAGUGCAAAGACAAGUUUCUCCUUCAAAGCACCAUCGUACCCCCACACACUGAUGUUGAUGAACUUCCACAAGACACUUUCACUAAGGAUAGUGGGAAAACGUUAACAGAGUGUAAGCUCAAGGUCUCGUAUAUCUCACCCUCUACAACCCAAAGAUCCUCUGAAUCUGGAGCAACCAAUGGCGAUGGAAAUGGCUCUGAUACCAUCUCUACUAUACAGCGGUUGAAGGAAGAGCGAGAUGCAGCCGUUAAGCAAACACAACAGCUGCAACAUGAACUGGAGAUGGUGAAGAGACGGAGAAACCAGAGUAACAGCGGGCUAUCCUUGAAGUUGGCAGCUUUGGUUGGACUAAUCGGACUCAUCAUCGGUUUCAUCCUAAAACUCACCUUAGCUUCUCCCAAAUAACAACUAUCAGCAGCUUCCCCGCAUCAUCUACAAUCUCAACGUAUGUAACCGCAGGAAUCAAAACGGCGUUACACAUUUUGGGGUAUUAUACUCUGUUUUCUCAGUGAUGAUCUCUUCUUUGUUUUUUUUUUCUAUCAAAUUUGCUUAUUUUUCAGUAAUAUUGGACGUACAUUUUUGACUCAACAGACCCUUCCUGAUACUAAUUUUAUCCCCUCAUGUAUACGAAUUGUGAAGGCAAUCUGUUUCAAAGACUUUUAAGUCA